AUGGACCAAUUCCGGCCCUUGCUAGAACCUCCUUUCCUCAUGCUCAGCGCCGGCUGCGCCUUGUUCUACCUGGGCAUGUACCUUCCCUUCAACUACAUCAUCGUGCAGGCGGAAUACGAAGGCAUGUCCGCCGGGCUGGCCGGGUAUCUCAUCCCGAUCCUCAACGGCGCUACUCUCUUCGGCCGCAUCCUCCCUGGCAAAGCGGCCGACAAUAUCGGCCGGUUGAACACCAUGAUCGCCAUGUGUGCCUUUGCCGGGGUGAUCGUGUUGGCGCUAUGGCUUCCGGGGACCGGGAAUGCGCCCAUCAUGGUGUUCUUCGCCCUGUACGGUGGCUUUCGGGAGAUUGGGGUGCGGUCUGGCACCCUCUGGUUGAUUGUGGCGAUUGCGGCGCUGGUGGCCAGUCCGAUUGGCGGCGCGCUGGAGGGGCGGGAUGGAGGUGCGUUUGUCGGAUUACAGGUCUUUGCUGGUCUGGCUAUGCUGAUUGGGACGGGCCUUUUUGUUGUGGGGAGGUGGGCCCUUGCUGGAUGGGAUCCUUUUGCGAAAGUCUUAUACUGGUCGAUCUCGGUGGUGAUCGAUCGGAUGGCCUUUGCACAGUGGCAGAAUUGCCUGAAGCCCAAGGUCCACGGCGCAUCGAACCUCGACCUGGCCACCUGUACGAGUGGGUACCAGCUCGACUAUCUCGUCUGCUUCUCCUGGGUGUCGUCCAUCUUUGGGGGGCAGGGCCUCGCCAACUACGCGGCCGUCGAUUGUGAUCCGGACGGACUGAUGCGCUACCGGCGACAGUCCGGUCUGGCGGGCUCCGCGAUUGACGUCGGCAUGGUUGUGGGCAGUAGACUGGUCACGCAGGAUGCGGCCCUGCAACAGACCAUGGAGCGGCUGGGGUUCGAUCCCGUCACCAAGCAGGAAUGCCUCGAUUAG
Messenger RNA from Aspergillus aculeatus ATCC 16872, 918 nucleotides. RefSeq lists its product as uncharacterized. The transcript is spliced from 3 exons. Gene Ontology annotation, molecular function: fatty acid synthase activity. NCBI's taxonomy places the organism in Eukaryota, Fungi, Ascomycota, Eurotiomycetes, Eurotiales, Aspergillaceae. The record is from RefSeq and is a predicted model, not a curated record. Gene Ontology annotation, biological process: secondary metabolite biosynthetic process; fatty acid biosynthetic process. The coding region runs from base 1 to 918 and encodes 305 amino acids.